AUCUUGCUCCCGUUAGAUUAUUGAGGCUUUUUGGAGGUCUAUCCAUUCUCUUCUUCUUCUCCAAUGGCAUCUUCCAUGCUCUUACAGUCUACAGCCUCUUCUUUACACGGCCAACUUCUACUCCAUACCGCCCGGUUCCCUUGCGUAACUCCUAAACAGAGGACCGGAUCCCUCUCUGUUAGGUCGGAAACUGAAAUAGUUCUGGUGGAUAAGUCGGAAGCGGUGACUGUCCAACGUCUUAAGACCACAUAUCUCGAGAAAAUUGUUCCUGUUCUCAAAGAAGAGUUCUCUUACACCAACAUUCAUCAGGUUCCAAAGAUUGAGAAGAUAGUUGUAAACUGUGGUGUUGGAGAUGCAGCACAGAACUCAAAAGGUUUGGAUGCAGCAGUGAAUGACUUAGCUAUUAUAACAGGUCAGAGGCCUGUGAAAACACGAGCCAAGAAAGCCAUUGCUACCUUUAAGCUUAGAGAAGGCCAACCAAUUGGAAUGGCAGUCACUCUCAGAGGAAAUGUAAUGUAUUCAUUUUUGGAUCGACUUAUCAAUCUGGGGUUGCCUAGGACAAGAGAUUUCCAAGGUGUAAACCCUAACAGCUUUGACGGGCAUGGUAACUAUAGCAUUGGGUUCAAAGAACAAACAGUUUUUCCAGAACUCAGAUUUGAUAUUCUUGGAAAGCCUAGAGGAAUGGAUGUUUGCAUUACAACAACUGCUAAUACAGAUAAAGAAGCCUUUAAACUUCUUGCUCUAAUGGGAAUGCCUUUCCGAGAGGGAGGAGGAGGAAGCAGUGGACCUCAGUUGAAGAAGAAGAAGCUCAAAUCUCACCACUUUGAUUCCAAAUCCAAAACCAAAUCCCGGAGAUAAACUGAUUUAGUUUAUUGUAAGUCGGAAAGGUUCAUUUCCAUUGUUGUAUUUUCUAUUUGUUCUUCUUCUCUUUUUCUUAAGCAGAAAAUUGUUUACUUUUUUAAGUGUAUGAAUUUCAUCAUAGUUUAAUGAAUUGUUGUUAUUUA
This is a messenger RNA of Impatiens glandulifera, 1004 nucleotides long. RefSeq names its product 50S ribosomal protein L5, chloroplastic. Gene Ontology annotation, biological process: translation. NCBI's taxonomy places the organism in Eukaryota, Viridiplantae, Streptophyta, Magnoliopsida, Ericales, Balsaminaceae. The coding region runs from base 64 to 858 and encodes 264 amino acids. The transcript is spliced from 3 exons. The record is from RefSeq and is a predicted model, not a curated record. Gene Ontology annotation, molecular function: RNA binding; structural constituent of ribosome. Gene Ontology annotation, cellular component: ribosome; cytosolic large ribosomal subunit.